Acaulospora morrowiae is the source of this 819-nucleotide messenger RNA. Lineage: Eukaryota; Fungi; Glomeromycota; Glomeromycetes; Diversisporales; Acaulosporaceae. The record is from the annotation of a GenBank genome assembly.
AUGGAGGCCACGCUCGAGAGAUUCUCAAAUUAUCCACCAUCAACAAUAAAAGACGUCAUCAUCUCACGGUUGGUAGGCGAGAUAAGGGUUCAGGGCAGGACCUUUAGAACUCUCACCAAGGCUAGCGUCAACUUUGAGACCCUCUCACUCAGGAGUUCGGAAUUCCCUUUACAUCCUUCCGAGAUGACCGUUUCUGAAGUCCUUAGGGAAUUUGAUCUGAUCCGAAAAGGUUACAGCGACAUAUCAAAUAAUCUACAUCGAAUAUCUGGUGAUUUCCAGACACACCGAUCUAACCUCGAAAAGGAAUUGCACAUGCUUCAUCAAGAAGCUGCCGACUUACGUCAUCGUGCUGGCGCGGAAAAAUCAGGAGCGAUAAAGACAGGCCUACUUGCCGGAUUUGGAGUCGGAUCACUUUCAAACACAACGCUUUACAUAAUAGCUCCUUCAUUAGAUGGUGGUCUGACAUUAUUUGCCACAAUAAUUACCGGUGGCGUGCUUGGUUGGUAUUAUGGAAAUAAGCUGGGUGCAAAACUAAGGCAGGAAGCUGAGAUAAAGGAACAGAGAAUUCAUGAUUUAAAGAAUAAUACGGAAUACAUUGAUUUUGUGGUGAAGGAGGUGAACGAUUUUGAUAAGGGCAUCGGACUCUUCAAGGAUUCCUGGGCGAAACAAUUUAAACAUGCCCCCGUUUCCAAACAGGUCAUAAACAAAAUCAAAAAGGAAAACCUGGAGAUGAACAACCUUUCGGUAAAAUCACUAUUGGCUUCAUGGACACAUGCCAAGUCGAAACUCCCUAAUUAUCAAAACCAUGCCUGCCUCUAA